AUGGUACAAAUAGCACUCCUUUGCUACUCGUCUUCACACUUUUCUCUUUUCCUUAUCUUCCUCACACCACAAAUCCCAGCAUCAGGCUACGGAUGCAACAUCAGCUCACUACUACUUACUACAAGAUCUCUGAUAUGCACCGGCGGCCCUCCACCGUAUGCCCCCAGUAAUCUCAGCUGCAUCCGCCGCUUCCAGUACUAUCUAUGCCACAGCACGUACAGACAGACGUUUGUCGGUCUGCUUCUGCCUGUAUUCUUCGGCAACAUGCUUAUCGCGAUCGGCGAGAGGAAAUAUUCACCCAGCAUAUUCUGGUCAUCUUCGAGCCCAACGCCCAUAUUGCAGUUCUUUGUUAUAAUGCUGCUGAUGGCAGCUGCCGUUCUCUUGGCUAUGGCAUAUGGGAAACGUGGAGAUCCAAAGCCUGAGGCUGCCGAGAGGAUCGAUCUCUAUCUUGCUGCCGUGCCGUGCUAUUGGUACUAA
Molecule: messenger RNA, 477 nt
Organism: Fusarium tjaetaba
Lineage: Eukaryota; Fungi; Ascomycota; Sordariomycetes; Hypocreales; Nectriaceae
Exons: 2
Coding region: 1-477 (158 amino acids)
Source: RefSeq, a predicted model, not a curated record